Messenger RNA from Rana temporaria (common frog), 1350 nucleotides. Its product is annotated as tyrosinase-like. The record is from RefSeq and is a predicted model, not a curated record. The transcript has 4 exons. Bases 19 to 1350 code for a protein of 443 amino acids. Gene Ontology annotation, biological process: pigmentation; melanin biosynthetic process. Gene Ontology annotation, molecular function: tyrosinase activity. Lineage: Eukaryota; Metazoa; Chordata; Amphibia; Anura; Ranidae.
CUUUCUCUUCAGUGAGCCAUGAUUGCCCUUGGUGUUUUCCUCGUUCUUUGUUAUCAUUUGGUCCAGGGUCAGUUUCCACGAGACUGCACCACAGAUGAUGCAAUUCAGACAAAAACCUGCUGCCCCCUUUGGACGGAUGGCAGCCCCUGUGGCUCCAUAUCAGGCCGUGGCAAAUGCCGUAACAAAGUCGCCAUUACUCCCUUUGCAGCUGGUCAAGUAAUCCAGUAUCAGGAUGACCGCCUGGGCUGGCCAAGGUAUUACUAUAACAAGACCUGCGAGUGUUUGGGAGACUACAGAGGCUACGACUGCGGUGACUGUAAGUACGGGUAUUUCGGUGAAAAAUGUGACCGGAAAAACACUGUUGUGCGGAAGGAAAUUCGAGAACUUUCUUUUCUUGAAAGGAAAAGAUUCUUCAGCUACUUGGCACUGGCCAAAACCACAAAAAGUCAGGACUUUGUCAUCCUAUACACUGGAGACCGCCAUCACAAGGACACGUACCGCUUUACUGACGCCUCCAUCUAUGAUGUUUUUUCCUGGAUCCAUUACUACUCCAUAAAGCCCCUCCUGAUAAAUGGGGAUUUUGUUUCGUCCAGAAAUUACGCUCAUCAAGGUCCGGCUUUUCCCGGUUGGCAUCGGCUGGGCCUCCUUUUCCUGGAGAGACAAAUUCAGCUCUUGACGGGGGAUGAGAACUUUGGGGUUCCUUAUUACGACUGGCGAGGAGAGAAAAACUGCUCAAUCUGCACCAAUGACUUCCUUGGGGAUAAUGAUGUGGAAGGGUUUCUCAGUAGCUACUCCCAUUUUGCCUUUUGGAAGUCUUUUUGCAGUGGGUACAACUAUAUUGAUGUAUACUGCCUGAGCGCUGUUGACCCGAAUGAGAUGGAAAAAUUGCACAGGAAGCCUGGCGCUGAUCCUGAUGCCCCUAAGCUUCCCACCUUCCAAGAUGUAGAGGACACUCUGAAAUGGGGAGAUUUUGACCGACCUCCCUACUACAGAACCUCAAAGAAAAGCUUCCGUAAUGCCUUAGAAGGUUUCUUGAGGCCAUCAGAUGGAGUAACAAUGGAGGCCAACAUGCAUAACUUGGUCCAUAUCUUCUUCGGAGGGACACUGUCUGAGGUUCCAAUCUCCGCUAAUGAUCCUAUGUUUAUGCUUCACCAUUGCUUUAUUGACAAGAUCUUUGAGGAAUGGCUUCGUAGAUACCAGGCAACUCCAGACACGUAUCCUGCAAAUGAGGAACCAGGCCAUGGUCCCAACGAGUGCUCCACUCCGUACUUCCCGUGUUACCGGAACAAAGACCUCCUACGCACCUCUGACGUAUUUGGGUACAUCUACUCAAAAUACCAGGGAUUGUAA